Molecule: messenger RNA, 393 nt
Organism: Cadophora gregata
Lineage: Eukaryota; Fungi; Ascomycota; Leotiomycetes; Helotiales; Ploettnerulaceae
Exons: 1
Coding region: 1-393 (130 amino acids)
Source: RefSeq, a predicted model, not a curated record
AUGCUUCACCAACUCUUUCGAGUCAGACUGAAUGGAAGCAAUGAGCACUUUGCUCUCGAUCUGAGCAGUGCACAGUACGGGUACUACGAUCCAGUCGUACCUUUCGAUACGUAUGCCACUGACCGAAGCUCGGCGUUACUGGAUGAGCAUGACCAGCUUUUGGGGCAGGCAAGGAGUGACAUGGGGAAACAAGGCACCAGCGGACGACUUCAAAGAUCGACCGUUAUAAGCAAGUCCAUGAUCUUAGAUUGUAUCAUGAAAGCCAUCACACUACACAGGAUCGAUGCCAAUACCACUGUCGGUGAAAUGCUAAAGGCAGGCGAGAUUGAGAGGGAUCGGUGGAGUGCUGAUCUCCUUCACAGAUCAAUACUGCGAUGGAAGAUCAAGCUAUGA